Messenger RNA from Impatiens glandulifera, 1449 nucleotides. RefSeq names its product E3 ubiquitin-protein ligase AIRP2. The transcript is spliced from 5 exons. The record is from RefSeq and is a predicted model, not a curated record. Gene Ontology annotation, molecular function: ubiquitin protein ligase activity. Gene Ontology annotation, biological process: protein ubiquitination. Lineage: Eukaryota; Viridiplantae; Streptophyta; Magnoliopsida; Ericales; Balsaminaceae. The coding region runs from base 412 to 1167 and encodes 251 amino acids.
CUUCAAGAGUUGGGCAUUCAUCGGGGUUUUGCCCAAGAAUUUUCUAUCGUAAUCUUAACUUAAAUAGAUGGGAAGCGAUAGGGAGACGGGGAAGAAGAAGAAGAAAGAACAGAAGAAAGCUCUCACCUUUAAUUACUUUCUCUCUCACCAAACAACAAAUAACCAACAGGGUAGGUCGAGGUCGUCGUUAUCAAAGCCGCCCCCCAAUUUGUACAACAGAUAGAUAGAUAGAGCAAGCAAAGUUGUGGAAGAAACCCUGAAAGCCUUUCCCUUUUUAUUCUUCCGUCUUGUCUUUAUUUGUGGGUUGAGAUUUUAUUUAGGGUUUCUGGGGAAUUAGGUGGGGCUUUCUCUUCUCCUUUAUUCAUCUGUUCAUCAUCAUCUUCUUCCUGUGUUUCCUUUGAUUCACUGAAGAUGGAGAUGAUGUAUUAUCAACUCCAGAGGUUCCCUUAUGAGGAGUCUCUCAAAGUCCUUGAAGCUGAUAUUCAACACGCAAACGCUUUGGCUUCUGCUAUUCCUAGUAUAAAAGGGGGUACCCGUCUUCAAAUGAAGCUGGUUUACAAUCAAUUGGCACCUCUCUUUCUCUUUUUGCUUCAAUGGGUUGAUUGCUCCUGCACAUGCUUUCUUCCCAGAUAUUUGAAUUUGUUCCAUGUACUUGUAUACAAGGUAUACACUGAUGGAAGGACGAAGAUAUCAAACCAUGGAAGAAAAGCGACAGUCAGGGAUUUCUAUGCUAUUAUACUGCCAUCUCUGCAACGAUUACACGGUGAUUUGGUGGAAUUGGGUGGUGUCUCUAAAGAAUUCAAUCCGAAGAAGAUGGAGAUUAUGAAAGGUGGAUCUGGAUUUUCAGAUGUUGACAUGGAAAGAGAAGAUGAAUGUGGGAUAUGCUUGGAGCCUUGCACGAAAAUGGUCUUACCCAAUUGCUGUCAUGCAAUGUGCAUCAAUUGCUAUCGCGAUUGGAAUUCAAGGUCCGAGUCGUGCCCCUUCUGUCGUGGCAAUAUAAAGAGAGUUCGGUCAAGGGAUUUGUGGGUGCUUACAUGUGGUGAAGAUGUGGUUGACACAGAAACAGUUACUAAAGAAGACUUGCUUCGUUUUUACCUGUAUAUCAACAGCUUGCCUAAGGAUUCCUCUGAUUCGCGGUUCUUAAUGUAUUACGAAUACAUGCUAUGAGUUGAAUUGAAAGAGGAGGGGAUGAAGGUAGUUGUGUACAGGUUUAGAGAGAAAAUAAAGAAAAAUUGCAACUUUUAAAAUGUGUAUAUUAUUAUAAGGUGGUUUCAGAUCUAUUAUACUGAAACAAACCUUAUCAUGAAUUGCAGAUUUAUGUAUGCUCUUGAUCUUCUCAAUAAUUAUAAUAAUGUACUAGACAUGCACCUAGACUGACAUGGGGAAGCUUUCAUGUACAUUUUAGAAUGGUUGAGAAGUUGAAUAAAUAUGUGCAGCUUUUCAAUGUCA